GCUGUUGGUGUUUCUGUGGAAAGCUACAGCUGUUGAGGAGCUUCUGUUCACAAAGGUCAGCUGGGAGAGGAGGACAAAGGCGGCGAAGGAUGAGGAGGAGAGGACAACAGCACGAAGACAACACCGUACUCAUCACCAUGGAAACAAAGCCAGAGAUAAACUAUGGGAGCAUCGCCAUGAAUGCACCAGCCCUGUCACUGGACAGGAACGUGUUCAGUGAUGGAAAAACUCGAAUCGAUUUCGUGUUGGUGUGGGAGGAGCCUCUGAGCUCACCAGAAGACAGCUCAGGUGUUAGCCCCACCCACUGCAAGUGGAGGGAGGAGUUUCUUAACAGACUGAGACAUGCAGGACUGCUGCAGGAACAGAGGGAAGUCCUUCAGACGAAGAUGAGGAUCUGCUUCGUCCUCCUCAGCGCUCCGUGGAACGUCCUCUGUUACUACGCUGAGGAGAUCAGUCUCAGAGUCCCUCUGCAGAUGGUCACCGCUCCAAUUGUUAACUGGUCCGAACAGGUGCUGUCCAAGCUGUCCCUCCCAAACCCUCUGUCCCAGGAUGUCCCCAACCCCCCACCGGACUACUACACCUGUCAGUUCAGGACCAACAAGCUAGAGAGGUUUUUGGGAAGUGAAGACAAGGAGACAUUCUUCAAAACAACUCAGAGACACCAGGUGAUGUAUGAGAUCCUGGCCCGAACUCCAUACGGUUCUCCAAACAAAGGGGAGGUGGGAAUCGACCGGCUGAUGAGUGAACAGGUCUUUACUGCUGCAUACCCGCUGCAUGAGGGGGAUUUCAGGCUGCCUAUCCCACCGGUGGCCCCCGAGUCUUUAGGACUUAGACAGAUCCUGUAUGAACACUGGGCCAAGUGGUCCUGCUGGAGUCGAUACCAACCACUGGACCACAUCAGGGAGUACUUUGGAGAGAAGAUAGCUCUUUACUUUGCCUGGAUUGGUUUCUACACUGGCUGGCUCUUACCGGUGUCUUUGGUUGGAACCCUGGUCUUCCUUGUGGGGUUUUGGCUUGUAGCCACUGAUAUUCCAGCGAAGGAGGUGUGUGAAAGUGGGGACACUUUCACCAUGUGUCCUCUCUGUAGUACCUGUUCUACCUGGAACUACUCCAGCAUCUGCAUCACCUACAAGGCGGGUCUCCUGUUUGAUAAUGGAGGAACAGUGUUCCUCAGCAUCUUUAUGUCCCUAUGGGCUGUCACUUUCCUGGAAUACUGGAAAAGGACAUGUUCAGCUCUGUCUCACCGCUGGGACUGCUCUGAAUUUCAGGACAUUGAGGAGCGUCCUCGUCCUGAGUUCACGGCCAUGGCACCGAUGACCAUGAAGAAUCCGAUCACUGGGGCUGAAGAACCUUACUUUCCUGAAAAGAAACGAUUCAACCGAACCAUAACUGGCUGCAUGGUCAUCGUCAUCAUGGUUGCCGUUGUGUUGAUGUUUCUCAUCGCCAUCAUUUUGUAUCGCACAAUCCUCAGCAUCAUCAUCUCCCGGUCUAAGUACAACUUCUUCAUCUUCUCUGCUGGGAGGAUAGCCAGCCUUUCAGGAUCAGUGUUGAACCUGCUGGUCAUCCUCAUGUUGUCCAGAGUUUACACCAUGCUGGCCCACAUCCUCACACGCUGGGAGAUGCAUCGCACUCAAACCAAAUACGAAGACAUGUUCAUCCUCAAAGUUUUCAUCUUCCAGUUCGUGAACUUCUACUCCUCUCCGGUUUACAUCGCCUUCUUCAAAGGCAGGUUUGUUGGUUUCCCUGGACACUACAACACUCUGUUUGGAAUUCGCAAUGAAGAUUGCGGCGCAGGCGGGUGUCUAAUCGAGUUGGCUCAGGAGCUGCUGGUCAUCAUGGUGGGAAAACAGCUGAUCAACAACAUCCAGGAGUUCAUCCAGCCGAAGGUAAUGGCCUGGUGGCAGAAGAGGAAGAUGAGUCCUCAGUUAAAGAAACAGAAGUCCGAGGUGGGAGAGGAGUCUCUGAGGUGUGAGGAAGUCACUCCUUGGGAGGCGGAUUACCAGCUGCUGGUCUGUGAGGGACUCUUCAGUGAAUAUCUAGAGAUGGUGCUUCAGUUUGGAUUCAUCACCAUCUUCGUGGCAGCAUGUCCUCUUGCUCCUCUCUUCGCCCUCAUCAACAACUGGGUGGAGAUUCGUUUGGAUGCUCAGAAGUUUGUGACAGAAUAUCGCCGCCCGGUGGUGGAGCGAGCUCAGGACAUCGGCAUCUGGUUUUCCAUCCUGCAGUUCAUCACCCACACAGCUGUGCUCAGCAACUCUUUUCUCAUCGCGUUCACCUCGUCCUUUGUGCCUCGCCUGUACUACCGCUACACCCAAAACAGCACCCUGAGCGGCUACAUUAACUUCACCCUGGCUACAUCACCACAGAGCCACACCCACCAGGACCACAACACGUCCUGCAGGUAUCUGGGUUUAAGGAACGAGAAAGGUGAAUUCCUGCCAGAGUACUUUCACCUUCUCGCCAUACGACUCAGUUUCAUCAUCAUCUUUGAGCAUGUGGUCUUCUUCAUUGGCCGCCUAAUUGACAUAAUGGUUCCAGACAUCCCUGAGGAGGUGGAGAUGAAGAUGAAAAGGGAACACUAUAUGGCUAAAGAGGCUUUGGCUGAGAAUCAGUCUUUGGGGAAAACCGUGAUUCCAGGUGACAAGGAUGUCCUGUCAGAUGACCUGCGGCUACGUGGAUCCAGAAGCUCACCACAGCAGAGAGACUCUCCUCCACCGAACGACCUUCAGGACAUCCCAGAAGAAACCAGUCCAACAGGCAGCUCCUGA
Nematolebias whitei (Rio pearlfish) is the source of this 2765-nucleotide messenger RNA. RefSeq names its product anoctamin 7 (gene ano7). Gene Ontology annotation, biological process: calcium activated phospholipid scrambling; chloride transmembrane transport. The transcript has 23 exons. The record is from RefSeq and is a predicted model, not a curated record. Gene Ontology annotation, cellular component: plasma membrane. NCBI's taxonomy places the organism in Eukaryota, Metazoa, Chordata, Actinopteri, Cyprinodontiformes, Rivulidae. The coding region runs from base 90 to 2765 and encodes 891 amino acids. Gene Ontology annotation, molecular function: protein dimerization activity; chloride channel activity.